Carya illinoinensis is the source of this 1739-nucleotide messenger RNA. RefSeq names its product DCD domain-containing protein NRP-B. NCBI's taxonomy places the organism in Eukaryota, Viridiplantae, Streptophyta, Magnoliopsida, Fagales, Juglandaceae. The record is from RefSeq and is a predicted model, not a curated record. The transcript is spliced from 4 exons. Gene Ontology annotation, biological process: response to endoplasmic reticulum stress. The coding region runs from base 183 to 1442 and encodes 419 amino acids.
AGAGACAAAAUAUAAUGUAUUUCCUCCAUCUUUGGACAUUUCUUACGCUUCUGUUGUAGUCGGACACAGAUAUUAUUUUCAGCUUCUUGUGUCUGCAGUGAGUGAAUUGUACUCUUUUAAAACAUCCAGACUGAGAUUUCCUCGUUUUUUCUUAAAAGGAAUUUGGGGAGAUUCGAGUUGGGAUGGAGAAUAAUCAGCAAUCGUUUUGGCACUUCAGUGAUCAGCUUCGGGUACAGGCCUCGAAUUUGGCGAACCUUUCGGUCAACGAGUCCGUUUGGGGCACUAAUCAAGGGACGAAGAUGCCCAACGAAAGGAGGAAUUUUGAUAUUAGGGUUGGUGGAGAGCUUAAUUCUCUGAGAAACUUGAAUCCAAAAGGUUCCGAAUUUAAUGGGUUAAGUGAUGGGUGGAACAGUCUCAAGCUUAAGGGAUCUGAGCUUAAUGGAAGCGAUGAUGGGUCGAACAGUCUCAAGCCAAAAGGAUCUGACAGAUUCAACGAUGGGUGGAACAGUCUGAAGUCAAAGGGGUCUGAUUUCAAUGGAGUCAAUGAUGGCUGGAGCAGUCUGAAGGAGGCGGCGUCUGGUUUCAAUGAUGGCUGGAGUAAUCUGAAGACAAAGGGAUAUGAUUUCUACGGAAUCAAAGAUCAGUGGAGCGAUCUGAAGUCGGAGGGGUCUGAUUUCAAUGGGAUCACUGAUGGUUGGAACAGUUUCAAUCCGAAGAUGACUGAUUUUAAUGGGUCCAAUGAUGGAUGGAAGACUGCGCUUAGCGGCACUGGAAAUGAUCCAGUAUAUGGCGGAUCUCAGAAGAUUGCUGGGAUCAAUGGUGGCUUCAACAAAGGGAUUUAUAAUAUUGAUGUGAAGGGGUUCAAGAGUGGUGUUAAGGGUGAGGAUGAUCGUGGAGGAAAAGCUGGGAAGAAGAAUGGCAAUGGUAAUAAGAAGAAUAGUGGUGAGAAUAAUAAUGAUAGCAAGGACAGUAACGGUGCUUUGGACAAGAGGUUCAAGACACUUCCGCAAUCUGAGUCUCUGCCUAGGAAUGAAACCGUCGGUGGGUAUAUCUUUGUCUGCAACAACGAUACUAUGCAAGAGAAUCUCAAAAGACAGCUCUUUGGUCUGCCUCCACGUUACCGAGAUUCAGUUCGGGCUAUAACUCCGGGCUUGCCACUCUUCCUUUACAAUUACUCCACUCACCAACUCCAUGGAAUUUUUGAGGCUGCAAGCUUUGGAGGAACAAACAUUGAUCCAACGGCUUGGGAGGACAAGAAGUGCCCCGGCGAAUCACGCUUCCCUGCUCAGGUUCGAGUUCUUACCAGGAAACUCUGUGAGCCAUUGGAGGAGGACUCCUUCAGGCCAAUUCUUCAUCAUUAUGAUGGCCCUAAAUUCCGGCUCGAACUAAGCAUACCGGAGGCACUUUCUCUCCUGGAUAUAUUUGCAGAACAAAACGCUUGAGCAACAGACUACAUAUGCAUGCACACUGAUAUGAGUACAGAAAAGAGCUGGUGAAAGAAUAGCAGAAUAAAAAGUUGGUGGGACACUAGUAUUUCAGAAUUCGAAGGGAAUUUUGGAGAGAAAAUAUAGAUGAUGCUACCUGUGUGAUUUGUUAAUUAGCUUGUCUUUGUAGAGGAUGUUAAAGGUUGUCCUCUUUGUUCUUCCUGCCGUAUACUGUAUACGUAAGUGAACGUGACAAAAAGAUAAACUUUAUUUAUGGUGUGUAAUAAUAAAUCGAGGAUGCAUAAAAAUUUCUAA